AUGGGUUUUCUAAAAAUUGGAACGCCAUUAAGCUGGGAUGAUGUACAAGAUGUGAAAUCUUUAAUUAGAUUAUAUGGUAUAUUACAGUUUGUACAUGUAUAUAAAUUAAAUAAAGACCGUUAUGAUGAAAAUAUAAUGUUUGGUGAUGAGAUUGAAUAUAUAAUAAUAAGAAAUGAUGAAAACUUAAAAGAAUCGUCUGCCUUAUUAUGUGCUUCUGAUUUAAUAGAUGAAAUGAUGAAUUUAGAAAGUAUUAUUGACUGUCAAUAUGGUUCACAUUGGACUCCAGAAUAUUCUUCUUUUACCAUAGAAGGUACUCCAUCAGUACCAUUUAAAUUAGAUAUUAAUUCUUCAUGUUUUGUUGAAGAUUGUAUGAGAAUUAGAAGAAGUAAAUUAAAUAAUGUUCUUAGUGCCGUUCAAGGAGCUAGAGCUAUUACACUUCCUUGUUUUCCUAAUGUUCUUUUAAAUAAUAGUGUUCUUAUGGCUAGAAGAAUUACUGGUCAUGAAAGUAUAAAAAAGAAAUUUGAUUCAAAAGGAAAAGUCGAAUUUAUAGAAAAUGCGACGGUUAAACAAAACGUUCAUAAUUCAAAUAAUAAUAUACCCAAAAUAAUUAAUAAUAAAAACAAUGAAUCUAAAAUUGUUCAUAAUGCAUUUGAUCAAAAUAAAAUCUCUUCUAUUGAAAUGGUAUCCUAUGAGAUGGAUGAAAAUAAAUCAACCAAUUUUGUUAAUUCAGAUACAGCAUUUGCAAAAAUUGACGAAGAAGGGGAAGCAGAAGUAGAAGAAGUAGAAGAAGAAGACGAAAAGGAAAAGGAACAACAACAAAAAAAACAACAACAACAAAAACAAAAACAAUACCAAUCGGAUUUACAACAACAAUACCAAUCGGAUUCACAACAACAAUACCAAUCGGAUUCACAACAACAAUACCAAUCGGAUUUACAACAACAAUACCAAUCGGAUUUACAACAACAAUACCAAUCGGAUUCACAACAACAAGAUGUACAACCAAAACAACGUCAGCAAAUGAUACAAUAUGUCUAUGAUGAUGAAACAGAAAAUAAACAUAAAGAAAAGGAUAAUACACCAAGAAGUUGUAAUGAUUACAAUAAUGUUAAUGAUAGUCCAAAUACACAAGAUAUAUUUAUUAGUUCAUUAAAAAAAACAGAUUCACAUUUCGAAUGUGAAGUUUUUAAACCUGAACAAACAAAUAACUAUAGUAAAAGUGCACUUAUUACAGAUAUGACUAUAAGUCCUCAUGCCAGAUAUGUUACCUUAACACAAAAUAUAAGAAAACGAAGAGGAACCAAAAUUGUAUCCUUUAAUCCUAUAUAUAAAGAUAUUCAUACCGAAAAAAUGGAUCACUGGAAAAUGUCACUUGAUUGUAAUGAUAAAAGACUUUUUAAAAAAGUUAAGAAAAAACGCACAUUAGAUGAACACCUAAUAUGGAAUAAAUCUAUGACAAACAAAAAGAUUAUAGAUAGUAGAAAAAAUAACAAUCCAAGGGAUGACCUACUAAACAUGUCUAAUAAUUUUACAUUAUCUAUGACAAAUAAAGAACAAAAUAAUAAAGAAAAUACCCUUAUGGAUAGGGUUUUGAAAAAUAGUUUAUUUGCAAAUAUGGAUGAUGAAGGUGAUUAUAUUUAUGUUUAUAAUAGAGAAUUUAUACAAGAAUAUUCAGAAAAAUGUAAAAAUCCAAUUAAGAAUUAUGUUUAUUUAGAUGCUAUGUUUUUUGGUAUGAGUAUGUGUUGUCAACAAUUAACCAUGUCUUUUCCAACUGUUGAUGAUGCCAAAUAUGUGUAUGAUCAACUAGCCGUUAUUGCACCACUUUUCCUUGCUCUCACUGCAUGUACUCCAUAUUUAGGUGGGUUUCUAACUGAAACAGAUACAAGAUGGAGAGUAAUAUCUAACAGUGUCGAUUGUAGAACGGAAGAAGAAUUAUCAUAUAUAUGUAAACCAAGAUAUUCAGGAAUAUCCUUAUAUAUAUCCAAUGAGUUGCCCUUAAAAAGAAAUUACUAUUUUUAUAACGAUGUAGAUGUAAUACUUGACAAAAAUGUCUAUGACAAAUUGAAAAAGGAAAACGUGGAUGAAUAUUUAGCCAGACAUAUAGCAUCUUUAUUUGUGAGAGAUCCAAUUGUUGUUUUUGAAGGUUCAUAUAGUGAACGUGACAUUGCUACAAUUCAGAAGAAAAUAAUGGAAUUGUCAAACGAUGAAGAUAAAAUUAAAGGUAAGGUAGAAGGGUCAUCAUCAAAUAGUUUGUCAUCAAAUGUUUUGUUAGACCAUGAUGUUAGGAAUAAAAAUGACAGUAGUAUUAAAGAAAUGAAUAAAUCUAAUGAUAAUAACAAUAGCAAUAAUUGCCAUAUUGAAUAUAAUAAUAAAAAAGAUAUAAACAUGAAUAAGAUAUAUUUAAGUGAUAAUUUUGAAUUUAUAGAAGAUUAUGAAGAAAAGGUUUUAUCAUCUCAUCAACAUUUUGAAAAUUUUCAAAGUACCAAUUGGAACAGUGUACGUUUUAAGCCACCUCCAAUUCUUGAUAAUCAUUUUAAAGGACCUAGUUCAGUUGGAUGGAGAGUUGAAUUUAGAACACCUGAUAUUCAAAUUACCGAUUUUGAGAAUUCUUGUGUUGUUACAUUAGUUAUGUUAUUAUCUAAAUUUAUAUUAAAAGAAAGAUUAAAUUUAUAUAUUCCUAUGUCAUUGUUAGAAGAAAAUUUAUUUAGAGCAUCCAAAAGAGAAGCUUUAACAAAAGAAAAAUUUUAUUUCCGUAAGGAUCUAAGUUAUGAUACCUUGGAUAAUGAAUUUGAAGAAAAAAGUAUAUAUGAUAUAUUUUUUAAUGAAACGAAUGGAUUGUUUUUCUUAUGUUACAAAUAUGUGGAGGAACUAUUUAAAGAAGGAUUAUUAAAUCAAUCAGCUAAAAAUAAAAUAGAUGAAUAUAUUGAAUUCGUUAAACAAAGAUGUAGUGGAAAAAUAUCUACAGGUGCUAUGUAUUUAAGAAAUUUUAUAUUAAAUCAUCCAGCUUAUGAAAAAAAUUCUUAUAUUAACAGUAAAAUUAAUUAUGAUAUAUGUAAAUUAAUAGCUGAUAUUGGAAAGGGAUUAAUCAUACCACAAGAAUUAUUAGGUGUUUUUGUCGAUCCAUAUAAAGAAAGGAUAAAAAGUGAUAUAAGGCAAAUUAAUGAAAGUCAAUACCUGAAGUCCUUGGCAUAUAAAUAUAUUUCAGGAGAGGAUUAUACGCAAUACUUGCUUCUUAAUGAAGUACUAAAGGAUGACCAGGAUUAUUGUACAUGUACCAGACGUACAAUUUAUGAGGAAUCUAUGGAUAAUACAGUGGAGUUUGCAAAAAAAAUGUACGAACUGAGUGCAUAA
Plasmodium reichenowi is the source of this 3351-nucleotide messenger RNA. RefSeq names its product gamma-glutamylcysteine synthetase. NCBI's taxonomy places the organism in Eukaryota, Apicomplexa, Aconoidasida, Haemosporida, Plasmodiidae. The record is from RefSeq and is a predicted model, not a curated record. The transcript has a single exon. Gene Ontology annotation, biological process: glutathione biosynthetic process. Gene Ontology annotation, molecular function: glutamate-cysteine ligase activity. Bases 1 to 3351 code for a protein of 1116 amino acids.